Sus scrofa (pig) is the source of this 434-nucleotide messenger RNA. The record is from RefSeq and is a predicted model, not a curated record. NCBI's taxonomy places the organism in Eukaryota, Metazoa, Chordata, Mammalia, Artiodactyla, Suidae.
UCCAGGACUCUCCUAUCGGCUCCCGACAACGCCAUGAAGUCUGAACGGAUCCACUUUUCUCUGUGCCUCAUCUUUUCCCUGCCCUUCCAUACAUUUUCAGGGAUUCUCUUUCCCGAAUAUCUCAGAAAAGAACUGUGUAAAACCUCACACCUUGGAUUGAGAAAUGAAAUCUGCAACUACCCCCCAUUGUUCGGCACCUGCAAAUUAACUUUGACCCGAUAUUACUACAACACCUUGACAUUUUUGUGUGAGCCCUUCAUGUUCUCUGGCUGUGGAGGCAACAGAAACAACUUUAAACAAAAAUACAUCUGUGAAAAGAUGUGUAUUCUGAAAAGCAGGAAAAAGUAAGCUUAAUACGACAGAAGGAAGAAAUAAGGAAGAGGAAAACGUAUGCCCAAAUUAUUCUGAGUAAAUAAAUUGGACUAUUGCUAGAA